Messenger RNA from Seminavis robusta, 567 nucleotides. The record is from the annotation of a GenBank genome assembly. NCBI's taxonomy places the organism in Eukaryota, Bacillariophyta, Bacillariophyceae, Naviculales, Naviculaceae.
GGUGAUCCCAAUUACAAGUCUCCAAAAAGCCAGGAUGUUUGCACGGCCAUUGUCAAGGCUGGAGGGAACCCAGAAGUUGUCCAGUGGGCAUACAACGAGCAGGGUUUUCCAUUGGACUGCAAAGACAAGUUGCGACAUGCUGCUGGAGGUGGACAUUUGGAUUUGUUGAAAUGGGCCCACAAAAAAGAGCUUCCCUGGGAUGAAAAAGCAUGCUGUGCUGCUGCCAAAAAUGGUUAUUUGGAGACUCUCAUUUGGCUCCGUCAACAUGGUUGUCCAUGGGAUCAAGGCACAUGCCACAUGGCUGCUCAGAGUGGCCAUUUUCAGGUUGUGAAUUGGGCCCAUGAGCAUGGAUGCCCUUGGGAUGCCAAGACAUGUUGGCUUGCUGUUGUCAGUGGUCAUUUUGAGAUUCUGAAGUGGGCACGCACCAAAGGAUGUCCCUGGGAUUGGCGGACCGCAGAUGCUAUUGCCAAAAAGGGUUGUUUGGAAACACUAAAAUGGGCACAUGAGAAUGGAUGCCCAUGGACUGCUGCCACUUGCACUGCUGCUGCAGUUGGAGGCCAUUUUUGA